Messenger RNA from Trichoderma reesei QM6a, 2202 nucleotides. RefSeq lists its product as uncharacterized. The record is from RefSeq and is a predicted model, not a curated record. Lineage: Eukaryota; Fungi; Ascomycota; Sordariomycetes; Hypocreales; Hypocreaceae. Gene Ontology annotation, cellular component: plasma membrane. Bases 1 to 2202 code for a protein of 733 amino acids. Gene Ontology annotation, biological process: copper ion import; intracellular iron ion homeostasis; iron ion transport. Gene Ontology annotation, molecular function: ferric-chelate reductase activity. The transcript has 6 exons.
AUGUUGUCACGGCUCUCCUACCUCGUGUGCCUCCUCUUCGUUGCUUGUGCCCAUGCGGCCAAGCCCCUGGGCCUCGAAGUCUGCGGAGCUUCUUGCUACUACACCCUCGCCAAGAUAAAGUUCGCCUCCGACAAUGUAACUGAGCAGACGCUCUGCACUCAUCCUCUGCGGAUUACCUCGACCUACUUGUGUCUGUGGGAGCACUGCGAGGAAAAGGACCUCGCGCCGGGCAUCAACUGGUGGGCUGGCGCGUGCAAGAAGUCCUCUAAGCUGGUCAACCUCAAGGAAUAUGAGAGCACAGUCGCCAAUGUGACGCAGGAGUACAUUGACAGCCUCCCUACCGUUGAGCAGACACAAAAGACAGUGGUGGACGUUGUCUCGAUGCCCUCGGAGGCCAACUGGAACAUUGCCCAUCGGACUGUCAACACUUACUACACCAAUAUUGUAUACCACCAGAAGCUCCGAUGGAUUCCGUACGGCUACUGGGGACUGGUGCUGGGUCUGGCCACAAUCAGCCACCUUUAUGCACUUCUCCCGGUGAAGCGUUCCAGUCAGCCCGUACGAAAGACCGAUGCGGGAGCCAAAGUAAAAGGCUGGUUCCACCGCAACCUCAUGAUGGCCCCUACUUUCUCAUAUCACCAUCAUCAGCCCCUGGGAUGGUUCACUAUCCCUCUCCGUCUGCAAUCUCUGGUCAUCGCUGGCUACGUUAUCACCACGAUCUUUAUGCUGGCAUUCCACUACCCUGUCUUUGAACAUAACAUUUACUACAAGACAAUCACGGGACAGGUCUGCCGAAUCCUCGCCGACAGACUCGGCAUCUUCAUGACCGCUGAGCUCCCGUUCAUUUUCCUCUUCAGCGGAAGAGCCAACAUUCUCAUCUACGCCACUGGAUGGAGCUACAGGACAUUCAGCCUCUUUCACCGCUGGCUUGCCCUGACUCUGGUCGUGGAGGGCAUCAUACACGGCGUAGUGUUUUCGGCCUACUACGUCAAUGAACAAGGAUGGGAAGGCUACCACGAAGAGCUAAAGGACGACUUGGUAUUUCGCUACGGCAUUACUAUGCUCGUCGCACUAGGCCUCUCGUCCCUGUUUGCUUUUGCCCCUCUGCGCAACAGAGUCUAUGAGUUCUUCAAGGCAACUCACGUUGCGUUCGCAGCCGUCUUCCUUGCUUGCCUGUACUACCACGUCAAAGACCAGUUCAAGGGUGUCUACCUCGUCUGGGUAUGGGCUUGCGUCGGCCUCUGGGCCGGCGACCACUUCCUCCGCAUUCUGCGAGUCCUGGCCAUGAAUUACAAGACGCUUCUCGGCAAGGGUUCUCUCGCAUUGGCCAGCUACAGCGAAGAGACGGGCAUAAUUCGUCUUCAGGUCAAGCCCUCAAUCAACUGCAGCCGCCAGACGCCCGGAACCUACUACUUCGUGUACCUCCCCGGCAUGCACUUCUGGGAGUCUCACCCCUUUACACUGGCCGGACGAUCGAAGCAACUCGACGACAGUCCCGCUUACGGCAGCAGCAGCGACCAGCCUAGCGAGAAGAAGACCGGUGCUCAGUCUCCUCGAGUGACGGAGCUGGCGUCCGAGUCGGGCGACAGCUACAUGACCUUCAUGAUCCGUCCUCGCGAUGGAAUGACCCGAAGGCUGCGAGACAAGCUGGUCAGCAAGAGCGAAUCCGGCCCUCUUCGUGUGCGUGUCCUGCUCGAAGGCCCAUAUGGCACGCCUGCUCGCCUCGACCACUUUGACGAUGUCCUGUUCAUUGCUGGCGGUAGCGGAAUCACCACCGUGCUUCCCUAUCUCCGCAUGUUUUUUGAAGACCAGAAGCAAUCCCAGACUCCUCCCCCAAACGUCCGCCUGGUUUGGGUUGUUCGACACGAGGGCUUCGUCCGAGACGUCCUUGCCAACGACCUCCGCGCCAUUGAAGGAGCAUCGAAGCUGAACAUGGAGUUCUACAUCACUUCGGAAGGCUCAUCCAGCUCUACGCCCAAGACGGAAGAAGCUGGAAACAGCGUUCCCGACCAGCGAUUCAAGAAGAUGCGGCCUGACAUUCACACUACGGUGGACGACUUUGUGACUCAGUCGCAGGGCAAGACGGCCGUUUUUGUCUGCGGUCCGGCGGAGAUUGCCGACACGACGAGGCAAGCUGUCAUUAGGCAGACGAAGAAGGUUCACAUUGAUGUUGAGCUGUUUGAGGAAAUGUUUGUCUGGUAA